GCUUCUUCGGAUUCAAAGACGUAGUACAACGAGGAAGUAUUUUUUAUCUAUUACUGUAAAAACAUGUUUUUCCACAUUACCUACAAAUUAUUCAGAUAUUUCGCUAUCUUUGGUUUUUUAUUGGCCUUGAGGAAUUAGAUAUACAAACACUAAAAACCAGGUGGAUAAGUAUUUCCUGCUGUCGUUCAAAAAAUGUAGCUCUGAUGUAAACAACCAAAUUUAAUUUACUUUUACCUGUAUUUUCUUUGUUGGUUGAGAUCACUGCGCAAACAAAAGUAAAGUAUACUGUUUUGGGCUGUGUUUUAUACUUUUGUGUGAUUUCCCUUCCCAAUCAAAUCUCUUUUUUAAGACCGCGUAAUCUCGGUAACGGCAGUAUAUAUUUUGAUGUACCAUGCAGCCCAGUUGUUCCUUCAAAUUUCAUUCACGCGCCCCAUAGGGCAGCGAGUCAUAAAUGCCUGGACAGGUAGCAACAAGCAAAAAUAAAGAACGAUCGGGUGCUCUUGUUUGUUUGACUCUUCAUCCAUCGUGUGAAAUGAGAGGAAGUCCUUCAUACGAAAUGACAUCAACCUGUGGACUACGCCCCGCUGGAGGGGGUUACCAGCCACCAAUGAUGAUGGAACCCCCUUCUCCAUCUUCAGCUUGGCAAUUUCACUCUGUCAUACCGAAACCAGAGUCAGAGGAAAGAAACGACUCCGGCAUAGCAUCAGGCAGCGACUUCGUUUCUUCAUCACCUGGCAGUGACCACAGCGAGAAUUCCAACAUUCAGUUUUCAUCUCUGCUCACAUCGCAGGGGGUAGCUGCACCCAUACCUCCCCCUUUUUACUCAACACCAGUCAUCCGCAGCAACAUGGCAUACCAUGCAUCCACUAUUCCUGUGUACAACGAACAUAAGCCGUUGAUUUCCUCUACUGUAGACUCCGCUGCAACACCAGUUAAAGGAGAUAGUACGAUGAUCUCCCCUCGAGGUUCCCCCGGUAGUGGUCGCAUCCAGCACCAAGAGGAGUCCAAUGAUAGUGAGGACCCUUUGAGAAGACUAGAGAUGAGCUUGGAGAAGAAUGGGUUCCUACCUUCGGCUUUGUCCCCUAAACUCAGUGAAUGCUCUGCAGAAGAUGAAAAUAAGUCGGACAAUGACCCAGAGGAGUUCGACGAACAAGGUUUGAGAAUACCCAAAGUGAACUCUCAUGGUAAAGUGAAGACAUUCAAGUGCAAGCAGUGUGACUUUGUCGCAAUUACGAAGUUGAACUUUUGGGAGCAUUCGAAAAGUCAUAUCAAAGCUGAUAAACUCUUGACCUGCACCAAAUGCCCGUUCGUUACCGAAUACAAGCACCAUUUGGAGUACCACCUGAGGAACCACACCGGUUCGAAACCGUUCAGUUGCACCCAAUGCAGUUACUCUUGUGUGAACAAAUCUAUGUUGAACUCCCACCUGAAAUCGCACUCCAACAUAUACCAAUACAGAUGCUCAGAUUGUAGUUACGCCACUAAGUACUGCCAUUCGUUGAAGCUUCAUCUACGCAAGUACGGCCACAAGCCUGCGAUGGUGCUCAAUCCAGACGGGACACCAAAUCCGUUACCUAUAAUAGACGUCUAUGGUACCAGGCGAGGUCCAAAACUGAAGAGCCAAGAGCAAAGGCCAGUAGAGGAGCAAAGGAGUCCGCAACCCGAGCAAGUAAUACCGUUCCCAUUGAAUCAGUUUAUGUUGAAUGCUCAAUCCCAGCUACCAUUCGCCGCGUUCCCCUUCUUUGCUGGCUUCCCUGGCCCACUAGCAAACACUUUGCUCAUGCAAAAUCUGGAGAAAAUUGCAAGGGAAAGGCAGAGUUCAGUUUUAAAUAGAGAAGAACCACAGCCAGUCGAGAAACAACCCCAAGACGAGGUACUAGACCUCAGCAAACCUGAAGAGCCGUCCCAGAACCGAAGGGUGCCCCAACAAGAUGACUCUUCAGGAGAUGAAGAAGAAGAUGAUACCCAUACAACCAUGUUCAGCAAUGUGGAAGUGGUUGAAAACAAAGAAGCCAAAGCCAAAGAAGAGGAGAUGACGAAUAACAAUAAAGAAGAUUUCAACUGUCAGUUCUGCAAAAUUAGCUUUGGUGAUCUCGUGCUGUACACCAUGCACAUGGGGUACCACGGCUACAAAGAUCCAUUCACUUGUAAUAUGUGCGGUCAAGAGUGCAACGAUAAAGUGUCAUUCUUUUUGCAUAUUGCACGUACGCCUCACAAUUAGAGGAAGACUUAAGACUGCCGCGGUUUAGAAUUGCCUAAAUUUUGAUAGUGGCCAAUGUUAACCUUUUGUUACGAGCAAAUUUUGUAGUCAAAGCUCCAGCUGGAUUCUAUUCAUAUUUACCAAAAAUAUACCCGAAAAGUCUAUUUUUAUUCCUUUCUUUUAUUUGAAAAUUAUUUUAUCUUCGUAAAUUUGAAUUCUGUCAUUUUUGGUAUUCAGGUUCUGCCUUCGUAUACAAAUACAUUAAUGCUACUUCCUAACCCUUAUAGCAACGCAAAAAACUACAACGUCUGAGAUGUUUAAUGUCAAUGUCCGUUUGUCUAAAAGUUGAAUUUAAAAUUAUGUAGAUAAACUCCUACAUACUUUAACAUUUAGAAACAAUUUCCAAAUAAAAGGAAGGAAGGGAUAAAAAUAAACUUUUUGAAUGCAUUUUUGGUAAUCAUGCAUGAAAGUGCUGUCAUUGUUUGAAUACAAAGAACAGAUAAUUAUCGCGGUUUUUAAUUCGAUUUCUUUAUAAAGUUUUUAAUGUUCUCCUAAAACUUUAGCAAACGCUGGUCGCUACCAAAUAUCACUGUAAAUAUCGUUAGGCGAAUAGAUAUCACACGAUCAGUAUUUCUGUGAGCAUUUAUAAUGGUAUAUGAUAUUUACUGGCAAUGUAGCCAGAACAUCAGUAAUGAUCGAUGUAGAAGGUCACGUAGAAAUCCACUGACAUGGACUGAAUAAUUAGUAAAUACUUAUGGUACAAACAACAGUAAAUACUGAUCUUGUAACAUUCGCCUUUAUACGUCUCUUGGUUUGACAGACACUGUAUAGUUGCCAUAUUAAAUUUUACCAGAUUCCGUAGAAUCUAGUCAAAGAAUUUUUUACUUAGUCAUGUAUGCUUGUGCAAUUGUUUACAUAUUUCGGAAUAUUACGGGUAUAUUUAAAUUGAAAAGGUUGGAGCAACAGUGCCAUGUCAUCGCCGUGUAGUCUGUGUAUUUUUUUAUUGUGAAUUAUUGUGUUUCUGUGUGUGUCAUUUGUAUAAAUUCUAGGGGCCAGAAAUAUAAGACUGAUUUGUAUAUACGAUUUGUGUUUUUUUUUAGUGCGUUUUAAUAUGAGCUACCAAUCAAAACUACGUAUUAUAAUAAUUGGUAUUAUAGUUAUAGAGCUAGAGACUACAUAAUAAAUAUUUUGACAUAUUUACAA
Molecule: messenger RNA, 3403 nt
Organism: Acanthoscelides obtectus
Lineage: Eukaryota; Metazoa; Arthropoda; Insecta; Coleoptera; Chrysomelidae
Source: the annotation of a GenBank genome assembly